AUGAAAGUAACAGAAUCAGAAUUAGAUGAUGUUGGUAUAUUUACAAUCGAUGGAAUUCACUCGUUUGAAACAAAUCGAAUAGGUGGUGGUGGUGGUGGUGGUGGUGGUGGAGGCGGAGGUGCAGGUGCUUUUAUCGGCAGAGGUGGUUUUAGUGGUGGUAACUCUUGUAUGACUGAUGAUUGUAAACGACAUGCUAAGAUCGUUCGAGAUUGUGUUUUGGGUGGUUUUGUUGGAUUUUUACUGCUAUUGUUAAGUAUAUAUUGGUGCUGCCUACGUCACCAAGGUCGACCACGUCAAGAUAAUUCCAUCUUCAUUAACUUAGGGAAUCAAAAUAUCAACCAACAAGAAGCAUAUACACUUAAUCCUUUUCAGUCCGGCAUCUGGUCUAGUCGAUAUUUUCAAUAUGCAAAAUGGCAUGGACCUUAUCAUUUUCCACUUUCAUUCGAUUCACUAUCGAUGAAAGUAACAGGAUCAGGAUCAGAUGAUGUUGGCGUAUUUAUAAUCGAUGGAAUUUAUUCGUUUGACACAAAUCGAAUAGGUUUGACAAAAACAUAUCAAUUAGAUACAGGCGAUCGAUCCGAAAACUUAGGUCAUCAAGUCAUAAUUCAACUAAUAUGGAAUGCUCAAAAUCGUCAAUUCAAUGGCAAAUGAGGAAUAACUGAGAAAAAAUGGGAAAUCAUUCGCGAUUUAUUCUGUGACAAUUUCCUCAAAGAAAGAGAUUUAGGUGCAUCGAUUGCAGUUUAUCAUCAAGGCAAAUUGGUUGUUGAUUUAUCGGGUGGAUGGUUUGAUGAAUCACGCAAUAAACCCUAUGAUAAUGAUACAUUACAACUUGUCUUCUCAACAUCAAAAGGUGUCGUGGCUGCAACUGUUGCUAUUUAUGUACAACGAGGUCUAAUUGACUAUUCAGAGUUCGUUACAACUUAUUGGCCAGAAUAUGGGCAACAUGGAAAGCAGAAUACUACGGUAGCAGAUAUUCUUUCUCACCGUGUUGGAUUACCAGACGAUUGGACAGUUGGCGAACGAUAUCUUAAUUGGACGGCGAUGGUGCAUUCAUUAGAGCAACAGACACCAAUAAAGCCUCCGGGAACAGCCUCUCGUUAUCAACCUUAUACAUAUGGUUGGUUAGCUGGGGAACUUGUACGACGCGUUGAUCCUCAAAAGAGAACUUUUGGUCAGAUUAUUCAAGACGAAAUAGCAAAUAGACUAGAUAUUGAAUUUUAUAUCGGUCUACCAUCGGAACAACAAUAUCGUGUAUCAUCACACGUUCUAGAUCGAAGCGUAAUAACGACACCGAGUUGGUUAGUAUUAAUACCAUUUCACUUUUUCAAUGAACAUCGAACACAUCGAUCAGAAAUACCAGCUGUAAAUGGAAUUACCAAUGCUCGAUCAGUUGCACGACUCUAUGCAUCACUCAUUAGUGACAUUGAAGAUGGAAAACACAAACGAUUAAUCAAUGAGAAAAUUAUGCAGCGAGCAACAAGACAGAACACACCUCAAGAUGAGAUUGACGUGAACCUAUUUCCUAUUCCGUUUGGCAUGGGUUUCAUGCUUUACGAUCAAAUGUUUCCAUCAUUGGGUCCAGGAACAUUUGGCCAUCAAGGUAAUGCUAGAUUUGAAUGUCAGGACUUUAUUCCUUUGUUUUUUGUAGGAGCUGGUGGCAGUAUUGGUUUCGUUUCUCCUGCAAAAAAUCUUUCUUUUGCCUAUGUUAUGAAUAAAUUCAAUUCAGAAUCAACACCCAAUACUGACUUCCGAAUAAAGAUGAUAUUAGAAAAGAUUGCUACCAUCGUCAAUUCAAAUGAUUAA
This is a messenger RNA of Rotaria sp. Silwood1, 1803 nucleotides long. The record is from the annotation of a GenBank genome assembly. NCBI's taxonomy places the organism in Eukaryota, Metazoa, Rotifera, Eurotatoria, Philodinida, Philodinidae.